Molecule: messenger RNA, 1560 nt
Organism: Tarenaya hassleriana
Lineage: Eukaryota; Viridiplantae; Streptophyta; Magnoliopsida; Brassicales; Cleomaceae
Exons: 3
Coding region: 152-1480 (442 amino acids)
Source: RefSeq, a predicted model, not a curated record
CUCUCUCUCUCUCUCUCUCUCUCUCUCUCUUGCUUCAAAAGUCAUUUCCAUGUCUUCGUCUCAAACACAGGACAAAAGGCUUGGUUUACUGUAUCUCCCAUGGUGCUGAAUUUCACGAACAGAUUUGACAGCUAAACAAUCUCCCUCGUCAAUGGCACAGAAACACUUGCGUGAGCUUCUUCUGGAAGACCAAGAGCCGUUUCAGCUCCACCACUACAUCUCCGACCGGCGUUGCCAGAUCGGAAGGCCUUGUCUGAAAACCGAUUUGCAGGUCGAUACGCGAAAACCCAUCUCUAGAAACCCUAGAUUCCCUUCGAAUCUCUGCGAAACCUCGUGUUUUUUCUCCUGUCGUUCAUCUCCAGACCCGAGAAAAUCCCCUCUGUUCGAGCUCAGAUCGCCGGGAAAACUCCAGAACCGCGUUUUCCUCCAAGUACCGACCAGAACGGCGGCCAUUCUCCUCGAAGCCGCGGCGAGGAUUCAGAGACAGUCUUCGAAGAAUUUGAAAUCGAAGGCCCGAAACAGAGGAAACGGGUUCGGGUUAUUCGGAUCCGUUUUCAAGCGGUUGACGAACCGGAACCCGACGCGGAACACUGAAACGCAGUUUUCUCAGGUAAAACUGCGUUUGCAGAACGCGGUUGGGGACAAGAGCUCGUGCUCCAGGCGCACAAACGCGGUUUUCUCAGAACGCGGCGGGUCGGACAGCGAUUCUCAACCGUCGAGCAGCCGCAGCAGCAGAGGCGGAGAGAGUUUCAAGGUUUUCGAUGGGUUCAGAUACGGAAACGCAGACGCUGGAGAUUUCAGCGGUUGCGUUAGCCCGUUCCGUUUUGUUCUCCAAACAAGCCCUUCAUCCUCCGGCGACCAAACGCCCCAUUUCACGUCUCCGGCAGCGUCGCCAAGUCGCCGCAGUACAAAGGACGAAGACAGCGACGAGACGGAGAGAUUGGAGACACAGAGAGAACAAGAAGAAGAAGAAGACAAAGAACAAUGUAGUCCUGUCUCUGUUCUUGACCCUUCUCUCGAAGAAGAGGAGGAGGAGGAGGAGGAGGAAGAAGACGAUCUUCAAUGCAGCUUAGAAGUAGUACAGAGGGCACAACGGAGAUUACUCCAAAAGCUCCGUAGAUUCGAGCGACUGGCGAGACUGGAUCCAAUGGAGCUCGAAAGGAACCCCUCGGACGAAACCCUAACGCUAUACGACUCGGAGGAAGAUCUAGACGAAGAAGAUCUCGGGGACGGGAGCGAGAACGAGAGGGAAAUCGGGCGGCGGGAAACGGAACGGAGAGUGUUGAAGAUGUGGAAAUACAAAGGGCGGGGCAUAGACGGAAUCGUGGAGAGAGAAUUGGGAGAAGAGGACGGAGAAUGGACGAGGCGACGACGAGAGGAGGAGGUUCAAGAAGCUGCUUCACGUCUCGAGCUUUCUAUUUUCUCCUCCUUGGUCGACGAAUUCUCACUUGAGCUUGUUUCUUGUCCAUAUAUCAAUUAAACGUUACAAAACAAAAUUAAAACUGACGGUCUAUUAUUAGAUAGAGAAUUUUGAGUCAUCGAGAUAAAGGAUUUAUCGUA